This is a messenger RNA of Trichomycterus rosablanca, 2323 nucleotides long. It is a transcript of the gene txlnba, whose product is annotated as taxilin beta a. The record is from RefSeq and is a predicted model, not a curated record. NCBI's taxonomy places the organism in Eukaryota, Metazoa, Chordata, Actinopteri, Siluriformes, Trichomycteridae. The transcript has 10 exons. The coding region runs from base 104 to 2218 and encodes 704 amino acids. Gene Ontology annotation, molecular function: syntaxin binding.
UGUUAUCUGUUGGACCCUCCUCCUCUCUGUCUUUCUUCUCAAAGUUUGGACUAACUGCUCCUUUAUCCUCUUUUCCUCGUUGGCCAGGAGAACCACAUAUUCUAUGAUGGAGAGCAGUUCUCAGCCGCUGGAUGAUGCCAGUGACCAGAUUAUCAAUCAUGAGGAACAACCUGUAGACCCAAUGGAGGAAUUUACUCAGCAGCUUGAGGACAUCAUCAACACAUAUGGCUCAGCAAGUAGUCUGAUGGAAGAUCAGAUAUCUAUUCUAGAAAAGGAGGAAGAGACACUGGAAGAAGAGACUAUUAGCAACAAUGAAGCUGCCAACGUGGAGCCAAGCAGCAGCUCAGAAAAGGAAAAAACAGCUGAGAUGCUCCUCAAAGGACUUGGAAAGGAUGCUUCACUCCUGCUGCAAAUCCUAAACAAGCUUGGCUCACCAGAGGAGAAACUGGAGAUGGUAUUAAAGAAGUAUGCAGAACUGUUAGAGGGGCAGAGGGGUGAGCAGAGACUGGUAAAGUCACUUCAGCAGAGACAAGACAAACUGGUUAAACAGAGAGACCAGCUUCAGUUUGAACAUAGCCGUGGCAUCCUGGCCCGUAGCAAGUUGGAGAACCUUUGCCGUGAGCUGCACAGGCACAACAAGACUCUGAAGGAAGACAUGCUGCAGAAGUGCCGUGAGGAUGAGAGAAAGCGUUCAGAAAUCAGCACUCACUUCCAGAACACAUUGGUGGACAUACAGUCCCAAAUUGAACAUCACAGCAACCGCAACAACAAGCUGUGCCAGGAAAACAAAGACCUUGCCGACAAGCUCAAGUCAAUCAUUGAGCAAUACGAGAAGAGAGAGGAGAGUUUAGAGAAGAUAUUCACUCAGAAUAAUCUGCAGCAGCAACUUUCAGAUGCCAAACUGGAAGAGGCCAACCUUCGGCUAAAUGAAGCUGAGGAAAAGCACAAAAGAGAGAAGGAAUAUUUGCUCAAAGAAGCAAUUGACAAAACAAAGAAAUGCUACACAAUGAAGGAACAAGAGUUGCAGAUGAAGAAGCAGCUUGUGUUGUACUCUCAAAAAUUUGAAGAGUUUCAGUCUACGCUGGCCAAGAGCAAUGAAGUGUAUGCUGUCUUUAAACAAGAAAUGAAUAAGAUGUCCAAUAAGAUGAAGAAACUAGAGAAGGAGUCAAACUUGUGGAAGAUACGGUUUGAAAGCUGUAACAAAGCCCUUACUGACAUGAUUGAGGAGAGAUCAGAGAAAGGCAAAGUGCUUGAGAUGUUUACUGAAAAGAUUGCCAAACUGGAGGAACUGUGCCGAGCACUACAGGAGGAGAGAAAAGUCCUCUACAGCAAGAUCAAAGAUAUACGUAUGCAGACUAUGACGACCUUAGAAUCUGCAAAAGAUGAACAUGAACAAGAAAUUCCAGAAAUCACUGAGCUGCCAGAACCAGAGCCAGUACAAAAUCCAGCAAUAACAGCAGACAUGGAAAAGCUGUGGAAGGAGCAGGCACGUCUGCAGGAGUUUGCUGCGUCCUUGUUGGCCUCAAUUGCAGAUGAUGGGGAGGACUGUGAAAGUGACAAGGAACCAACUGAGCCUACAUUGUCAAUUAAAUCAACAGCAGUAAAUUCAGACUCUAUAACAGAGGAGCAGUGUGUGGAAGAACACACUAAAGAGGUAGUUACUGAAGAGGCAAGUAAAUCAGUAACUACAAUUCCUGAGCCAAUCCAAACUGAGAAAAUUCAAUCAGAUUUCAAGACUGAGUCAACCCAAGAUACAACCCAAGACACAACCCAAGAUACAACCCAAGAUACAACCCAAGUCAAUCCAGAAUCAAAAACACCAAAAGAAGAACCAACCCAGGAAGAUGUAUUAAAGCCAGUGAUGCAAGACAAACCCAAAAAAGAGGUCACAUUUAAAGAAGUGGAAACAGAAACAGUUGAACCAAAAGUUCCUAAUGUGGAGUCUGCCGAAAAAACUCAAGACCCUAAAGCUGAGCCUACAAAUGAAACUUCAACUGAAGCAGAGCCCACCACCACUGCAGUACCUGUAAAAGAAGACUCUAGCACCAUGGAACCUGAGAAAGCAGAAGCUGCUACACCUGCAGUAUCCAAAGCAAAAGCAGCUAAACCACAAAGUUCCAAAGCCCAAGAAGCCAAGUCAAAAAGCAGCAAAUCCCAGCCCAAAACACAAAGCUCCACUAAAAAGAAAGGUGCUGCUAAAAAUGCAAAGAAAAGCUAAGAAUGUUACCAAAUUAGUCUAUUAACAAACAUUUUCUUCAGUUUCAAAAUGUUUGGAUGUGUGCAAUGCUGUGUGUGUAAGAAUAAAGUUUCGUACCUAAAACAA